AUGGUUGAGAUAAAGCUUUAUUUCUUUCUGUAUUUUAGUAGUGAUCUAAGUGCUGAUUUUAAAAGCUUCUCGCAGAACGUCUCAGAGUUAAUAAACUGUCCACACAUGUCAAAUAUCGACCAAAAAGAGCUGUACAGAGAAAAGUUGCAUGCCUGUUGUAAUGCGACAGGUCUUUUGUUCCUGACAAAGCAAAACACAGACGUGAAAAAAAAGAUUCCUUACGAGGACAGUGUAUACCCGAGCUACAAAAUGGCUGCCUCAAUUUAUAACAUGUUACCUGAGGAUUUUCCCUGGAGUGGGCAUCGUCUCGGUCACUGCGCUGUGGUUGGUAGUGGAGGGAUUCUGAAGAACAGUAGCUGUGGACGAGAGAUCGACACUGCAGACUUUGUUAUUAGGUUUAACAUGGCUCCCAUCUACGAGAGGGAUGUUGGUCGAAAGACUAAUCUGAUAACUAUCAAUCCAAGCCAGAUCAAACGCGCCAAAUCUGAGGAAAAGCAUCAUGGUCCAUUACUCAAGCGUUUGAAAGCCUAUGGGAAUGCAAGUCUCCUCAUGCCUGCCUUUGCAAGCCCACAGAACACUCGACUGUCAAUCGGUACCCUUAAGAAACUUUGGCCUCUACGUCCUCAGCUUCAGGUGGUCUUCUUUAGUUCCAGCUACCUCAAGGACUUGGACAGCUUCUGGAGGGAGCAUGGCCUGAAAGCGAAGCGCCUCUCUACGGGUUUUAUGUUAAUUAAUGUGGCACUAGAGCUGUGUGAUCAUGUGCAUGUUUAUGGAUUCUGGCCAUUUGACACCAAUCUGCAGGAGCAGGAACUCACACAUCACUAUUUUGAUGAUGUAAAACCUGGAAUAAGAAACUUACACUCAAUGCCAGAUGAAUUUCUGAACUUGCUGAAGCUGCACAGUCAGGGGGUGAUAAAACUGCACUUACAGCCCUGCUGGUAAACUCUGUGAUGAGGGUUUAAAAAGUCUGAAUUAAGCUAUGCUGCAUUUACAUGCUAUCAGAAAUUUGAUUAUUCUUAAUUCUGAUGUCGUGAUUAUAAGAUUGUUCUGUUCGGGUGAUUUGUUGUUGAAAUAAAUGGAGGAUGUCAGGUUUAUACUUGUGUGUUUUAGGAAAAUGUUAUUUAAAUUAAAUUUUAUCUACUACUUUAUCGACAGGGCAAGGCAAUAAAGCUGUUGCGGAUAAAAACUAAUAAAGCA
Misgurnus anguillicaudatus (oriental weatherfish) is the source of this 1197-nucleotide messenger RNA. NCBI's taxonomy places the organism in Eukaryota, Metazoa, Chordata, Actinopteri, Cypriniformes, Cobitidae. The record is from RefSeq and is a predicted model, not a curated record.